UUCUACGGCGAGUUUGGCCACACCUUUAUGGAGUUUGUCACCAACAGCGGGGAUUAUUGCCAGGCACAACACUGCAGCUGCAGAGAGGAGUGAAUGCGCAGUCUCUGAACUGGGCUUCGUAACAGUUCUCCUUAUAAGUCAUCCCAGACCCUUGUCAUCAUCGUCGUGUUCUGUUGCACGUCCUCAGCCGCAGACAACAACAACAAGGAGGCCUCCCCCCCGAGCUUCCUGUCACGCCCUUUUCUCCCACGGCCUGGAUCUCCACACUGGCCCACGGCUGGAUCCUCAAGUCUGAACGAUUUUACCUAACACCUUACUCCCCGACGCUGCGGCUUUCAUUGAUGGGGUGAUCACACACAACCCCCCCCUACCCGUCCUGUCCUCUGUCCUCCGCUGUGUGUGUGUACAACAGGCGUGACUGUGUCAGCUCUGUACUGGUGUUGCCGUGGAAGUAUUACGCAAGGCCGGUUCUGAUUGCUGGGAGCGGUUUUGGGAGUCUUGGUUUGUGCUGUAAGGAAAUUGAACUGUGGUGUCCCCUCCUCCUCUCUCUCUCUCUCUCCCCCCCUCUUUCUCGCUCAAGAUUGGCAGUAGAGGAAGGAAAGAAAAGAAGGAAGGAAGGAAGUGAAAGCAGGAGUUCAUAGAGAGGUCAUCACCAGUGUUGUACUGAAGAGGCAUCCAUCCCAACUGUGUGUUUCUAAAAAGGCCUUGUUCCAAAUAGUAUUUUCAAUUGAGUAUAGCCCCAACGCGAGGAGUGUUCCUAGUUCCACUGAAAGCCCUCCAGUCUUUCACAAGCUCGGUUGUCUCGGAGCCACCAGCGACGACUCCUCUCUCUUGCGCCUUCCAUUGCAAUACCUUUAUAUCUAUAUGUAAGAAAUCUGUCCCGCUGGAUAUCUCUACCAUCGUGAAGUUGGGACACGUUGAGCACAAAUUAAUGUCAGUAACCAAGAUAGGGGUCAAGAGGUCAACGUAGUCUCUGCAUUGACCUGCCUGUAUUGGUGUUCGCCAAGAAGAGAAAAAGUUGUUUCUGUGAAAUGAGGAGAGGUGCAGUGCAAAUCUAGUCUACUACUCAUUUUUUUUCGAUCCAUCGUGAUUUGACGCAUUGCCGCCGUGAACUUUUCAUCGUCAUCGUGAUCGUCAUCCUUCACCUUGCCAUCAAGUGUUCACUCUGUCUUCAGAAGCAGUGACAAAAGUCAACGAUGAAGGCGAGAAGACCCGAACCGGCAGAGAUCUGCCACAAGAAUAUGCGCUUUCUCAUCACGGACAGGCCCACAGACUCCAACCUGGAUAAGUUUGUACAGGAGCUGGAAAAGCAUGGUGUGAAAGAUGUAGUGCGAGUUUGUGAACCCACCUACAGCAAGGACAAACUGGCUGAUAAUGGCAUUCGAGUUCUGGAUUGGGAAUUUGAUGACGGCAGCCCGCCUCCACCGGAGAUUGUCCAAGACUGGUUCAACCUGCUGAAGAGUCGCUUCACGGAGGACCCAGGCUGCUGCGUGGCCGUACACUGUGUGGCUGGGCUAGGGAGGGCUCCUGUACUGGUUGCUCUCGCACUGAUGGAAGCAGGACUCAAGUAUGAGGAUGCAGUGGAAAUGAUUAGAGAGAAGCGGCGCGGUGCUAUCAACACAAAGCAGCUUGCCUACCUGGAGCAUUACAGGGCCAAGGCGAGGCUCCGGCAAAAGAACGGACGCAAUGGAGGGCAUCACGGCUGUACUGUGCUGUAGGUCGACCACUCGGGGUGACCCCGGCUGUUUCAACCACUACAACACAACGUGUAUGUGUGUGUGUGUGUGUGAGCUGCCUCCUGGGGGGAAGAUCAAAAGGAAUACGGAGCCCUUGUUUGUAUUAUUGUCAAUGACUCUUCUCUUGGCAUAAGUAGUGCUGUAUUAUACAUAUUGUUCCAUAUUUUUAAAAAAUUUGUCAAGUUUAGUUUGGAGGAGCAUUCAUACAGCUGUAGCGAGAGUUUCCAGAAGUGCUUGUUGCAUUGAUUUCUGCUGCAGAUGCCUGCUGUGUUUGAUUCAACAUGAAUUUGGUCAUUGUCAGUGCUAACUAAAUAUAUUUUGUUAUUAUACUCCUGUUUGUAUCGGGUUAGAGCAGUCUCUUUACUUGAAGAAGCUUCGAACACUGAUGUUUUGUUUUAUUGGUAUCUGGUGCGUUUAACGUUUUCCGGGCAUUUUUAUCUGAACAUAGUAAGCAAGUGUGGUUUCUGUUGCAACUGUCUCCCAACCCAAAUUCUACAGAAUAUUUUUCUUACACUAUUGUAUAGAAAGAAAGGGGUGUAAUUUUUGUUAAUUCGUCUCUCUCACAUAUCCCAUCUAUGGUAACACUUUGGUCAUCAUCAGUGCAAAAGAACAUCCUGUCUGUAGGUACUGUGUGGUAGAGAAUGGGACUGAUGAACCGUCUUGUGUCUUGUUAUAUGUACACCAGGGUGCUUAAGCCAAAUGAAAUGAUCUGCUGACUUUGGAUGGGCGAGCUGUUGCAAUAUAUGAUUUUUGUGUUGGGCGUGAGUGGAAAUGUCUCAGGGUAAAAAUGGAGAACAGAUGGGUUUGUUUUUUUAGUAUAAACAUUUGUGAUUGGCGUGAAAAGAGUACCUCGACCUGGUUUGUUCGCUGGUUGUUUUUUUUCUCCAGUCUUUAGAAAGUGGAAAUAAUUGAGUCCUGCUAGCUCAUGCUCUUGUUCUCCUGGCUUUGUAGCUGACCUGAUCCACACUGGGUCCUGCAUUUACUUUUUUUUUGUGCCACCACCCUAUAUGGGUAAAAUUUUGCACAAUGUGGAAUUACAUUUUUUUAAAAAGUUUUAUUUUGCUGUCAAAUUGAAUCUUGUUUCAGCAUCAAAUAUAACUUCCCUGUAAACCCCCCCCCCCCCAUCCUUUCUAGUGAUGAAUAGGAACCUCAGUGUCAGCUUGUGCUGUGGAAACUAGCCCAAUUUAGGUGAGUUUCAUCUGAUCUGGAAGAAAAAAAGAUGUACCAGUUUAGAUAGGUGCUGUUUGUGUGAUUUUAACAAAUGAAACGGUGAAAGACUUGCUAGUGUUUAAGACUGACAGACAGGUCUGCGAUUAUUCAGAACGUGGGAUUGUUGCGUAUGUGUGUGUGUGUGUGGUGCGGAAAGAUGGUUUGUCAUGUGUUGUGAAAGGGAGUCUUGUCUUUGUUGGAGAGUUUUUGAGUAAGAGGGAAACUGUUAGUGGUAGCUGGGGUGAGAAUAUGUUUGUUGGAGUGUAUUUGAGUAA
Molecule: messenger RNA, 3220 nt
Organism: Aplysia californica (California sea hare)
Lineage: Eukaryota; Metazoa; Mollusca; Gastropoda; Aplysiida; Aplysiidae
Product: protein tyrosine phosphatase type IVA 2
Biological process (GO): protein dephosphorylation
Cellular component (GO): nucleus
Molecular function (GO): protein tyrosine phosphatase activity
Source: RefSeq, a predicted model, not a curated record